AUGUCCAUUUUCUUCUGCCGACGAGUCGAUCACCAUGGCCGCGGCCGCAUCAGGCCGGAGCUGGAUGAGUCGCUUUGCGCAUCCUACCUGGAAGCGGCCGAGAAGAAUAGAAAGACAAUCCCAGAGCAGUUAUCAUUUGAGGAGAUUAUUAAGAAUGUCACGUUACCGCCACGUUCCCUCAACGACUUCAUGGACUACCUGCUCCAAGUCGAACACGGCGCCGAAUGUCUUCAGUUUUUCCUCUGGUAUUGCAAUUACGUGGAGCGAUGGUGCAAGCUAUCACCAGACCAGCGCGAGCUGUCGCCGCAGUGGCGCCACAACCGCGAGGAUGACACGGCCAAGCGCAAGACACACGCGCGCACCAGGAGCUUUCCCGAGAACAUGGAGCGGUUCAACCGCAUCUUUGCCAUUCUGGAAAAGAGUCCCAAGGGCAAGGAGGCCGACGCCGCCGCCGGCAAGGACUCUCUGCGCAGCCGGGGCGACUCGACCUUGACCAAUUUCUCGUGGCCCCGGGUCUUGUCGCCCCGGACCGAGAGCAUUAACAUGGAAAAGGAGCAAGACGACGGUGACCACAAGCAGGAGGAAGCGGUCGAGACAGCGUGUUCCCCACCGCCAAAGGAUGUGGCGCAGCCUUUCCGCGACGAAAUCUUUCAGAUCGUGCGCCAGUACAUCUUCACCGGCGGCGAGCGGCAGCUCAAUCUCACGCACCAGGACCGGACGGCGUGCAUCCAGGCCGUCGAGCAGACGACGCACCCCUCGGCCCUCUUGCCGGCGUUUGCCGCCGCCGAGGCAAUGCUGCGCGGUCACUGCCAUCCGGAGUUCGUGAGGUGGAGCAUAGCCAAUAAUAAUAAUAGUAACCGGCCUCGAGUCGUGUUUACCAAGGACUUGGGUGCUGCCAUCAUCUCGAUUAGACAGCGGUGA
Pestalotiopsis fici W106-1 is the source of this 921-nucleotide messenger RNA. RefSeq lists its product as uncharacterized. NCBI's taxonomy places the organism in Eukaryota, Fungi, Ascomycota, Sordariomycetes, Amphisphaeriales, Sporocadaceae. Bases 1 to 921 code for a protein of 306 amino acids. The transcript has 2 exons. The record is from RefSeq and is a predicted model, not a curated record.